Molecule: messenger RNA, 1462 nt
Organism: Lycium barbarum (goji berry)
Lineage: Eukaryota; Viridiplantae; Streptophyta; Magnoliopsida; Solanales; Solanaceae
Exons: 1
Coding region: 1-1203 (400 amino acids)
Molecular function (GO): protein binding
Source: RefSeq, a predicted model, not a curated record
AUGAAACGUCGUCAAUGCAAAUUGUUUGUUCAUGAGGAAAUCAUAAUCGACAUACUGAAUCGUUUGCCUUUAAAAUCGCUGGCUAGAUUUAAAUGCAUAUCAGAGAACUGGAGAAAGUAUAUUGCUGAAAUUUAUCGUUGUCAUCUCGGGUGGCCUCAACCCUAUCUUAUUGGUUUCUUUUGUGCGGAGAGUGGCCAUAAUAGUUCGAAAAGCCAUUUUUUCUUCUCGUCAAAGGAAUCACCACUGUUAAUCGGUACUAGUUUGGAUCAUUCAUUCAAGUUUAUCGGCGAGAGAGUUUGUGUUGUUGCUUCUUCCAAUGGUUUUCUCCUCUGCAAUAAGCUUCAAUGCAGGCAAAGGGUUUAUUAUGUUUAUAAUCCUGUCACAAGGCAACGUUUGGAUCUCUCUAAAACUCGAAUCUCUAUGAAUGAGCCAUAUGUUGGAUUUAGUUGUAAGGUAGACGAAGAUGGCUCUGUCUUGUUUACUAUAGUUCGUUAUGCAAUACCAACAAUGAGUUGGGAUUUGUUAACAGUUGAAAGCUUCUCUUCAGAGACUAAUGUGUGGACUGCUAUUACGCUAAUUCUUGAUGUACCUCUUUUAUUGUGCCCUUCUUGGUGGGAUAGGACAUCAUCAUCAUCGACUAGUGUUGUUGAUAGAGUAUUCUGUUGGCUUAAUUAUGGAUUGAUCACUGUUUAUGAUAGUGCAAAAAUGUGUUUUUGGGCUUUGAAAUUGCCUAACCAAAGAACGGUGGUCGAUUCUUGUAGUCGUUGUCUUGGAUUAUCAGGUGGGGAACUCUGUUUUGCAUAUGUUUGGAAAACAACUAUCACUUGUUGGCGACUCAGCAAUUUUCCUAGUCCAGAUAAUGCAAAAUGGGUUUGGAAGUAUGUUGUAAAUGUUGCUAUUGUAAUUGCAAAAUGUCCAGAGGAUUUUGGAGUUGUAGACAAUAAUACUAACGUUCAUAACAUAGUUUUUCAUCCUGCUCUUCCGCACAUCUUGUAUUUGCAAAUAAGAGGCAAGGUUGUUUCCUAUGACAUGAAAACGAGUACUGCAGAACUUGUGUGUGAUUUUGGAGAAGCUUGGCGGAAGACAAAAGACUACAAGUUGUUUUCUUAUGAUUGGCCUCAAUGGCCGCUGUCUUCUGUAGACUAUCCAACAGGUGUUUUCUUAUUCGUACUUCUUCUAAUACCAACAUUUUUACUUAUUUAGUACUCGUAUUCUGUUACUUUGAAACUUAGAUAUACAUUACUUUUGCGGAGGCGAAUCUAGAAAUUCUUAAAAUGGGUUCACCACUCAAAAAAAAAAAAAAAAAAAAAAGAAGGAAAAAAAAUAUAUUAAGGGGCCUUGAUCCUUAGACCUCAAGUUAAAUAACUCAAGCUUCAACCAAGUGCAUCAUUUAACUUUUUGUAGCAUGGGUUCCACCAGGUAGUAUUCUACUAAUUUUAAAUACCUAAAAUACCUAGUUUAC